Molecule: messenger RNA, 570 nt
Organism: Spodoptera littoralis (African cotton leafworm)
Lineage: Eukaryota; Metazoa; Arthropoda; Insecta; Lepidoptera; Noctuidae
Source: the annotation of a GenBank genome assembly
AUGUAUAGAAAUAUCGCAAAGUUUUUAAGAAACGUCGGGCGUGACUUCAGGUCGAAUAGAUCAUUCAGUAAUAAAAUUGAUGCAAGCGAAAAUGAGCCUAUAAAAUUUUCUACUAGCCAAGCUUCAAGAAAGUCAGCCAGACCUUUAGUUAAAAAAGUAGAUUUAGAUAUGCCCUGGUACCAGCCUUUUUCAGUGGUUGGUAGUGUUGCAGUAUUCUUAAUAUACUUCUGUGUGCUACGGGAAGAAAAUGAUAUAGAUCUUGAAUUUAACAAAUCACUUUAUGACAGAAUAAAGGGUCUAGAAAAAGAACAACUUUUGCAAUCAUAUAGAUUUAACAAGGAGCAUGGCAAAAGUGUUGAUGAGAUAGAAAGGAGACUAAAGGAAUUAGAUGAACAAGAAAACAAAGUCAUUGUGCCCGUUGCUGAGUAAGUGAAUUUGUAACAAUAUUAAUAUAGAUUACUUGACUUGAUUAUUUAAAUGUAGCUAGCAUUUCGAUUAUUAUAUAAACAUUGUUUAAUGUCUUGUUAAUUGUGUAGGGAGACACUAUACAUAGGCUAUUAGGUAAAUAAA